CCUUCUCAGAGGCUGAGAGCCACUGCUGUUCAAACUCGACGAACGUGCGAGGACUCCAUUUGGCACUCUCUGCGAUGCGCCUGUUAGCCUGACCUGAGCUCCGAGGCUAUUAACUACCUUGCCUUUGUUGCUCCCCACCACACUCAUCGUCGAGGAUUGUUGGCACGACAUGGUCGACCUGAAGCUUGUGCUCUUGCUAUUCCUGAGCUUUGCCCCGGAUGCCAUUGCUGCACCAUCGCAGGUUCCCAUGGGCGUUGCGUUGAAUCGUCCUCGCAAGCUCCAGGGCAGAUUCCUUCACAUCACGGACAUCCAUCCAGAUCCGUACUACAAGCCGGAUGCCUCUGAAAAGUCCGCAUGCCACAGAAAGAAACCGAAGAAGGCUACGCCACGCUCUGGAUACUAUGGCUUGCCAUACAGUGGAUGUGACUCGCCGCUCACGCUUACGAACUACACUCUUGACUAUCUCGAAAAGGAGUGGUCCGCAGACAUUGACUUUGUGGUUUGGACGGGGGACAGUGCGAGGCACGAUAAUGACCGGAAGAACCCUCGGACGACAAAUGAAAUAUACAUGUUGAACCGCAUAAUGGCUCAGAAGAUGGAGGAAGUCUUCUUGAGCAAGGGCAUACCGGUGAUCCCAAGCAUUGGAAACAAUGACGUAUGGCCACAUAACAUUAUGCUGCCAGGCCCUAACAGCGUGACAUCUGAAUUCUCAUCCAUUUGGCGGUCGUUCGUUCCAUUCGAAUCAUUCCAAGUCUUCCAGCGAGGUGGCUACUUCUCCGUGGAAGUGAUACCGAAUUCCUUAGCAGUCGUCAGCCUCAACACGAUGUAUUUCUAUGACUCGAAUCGAGCUGUGGGAGGAUGUGAUCCAACCGAUCCAGAAGACCCCGGAAACCUGCAGUUCGACUGGCUCCAGGUGCAGCUGGAAAUCUUCCGAAAACGGGGCGUACAGGUUUGGUUAAGCGGACAUGUACCGCCAUCGGCAGACAAUUUCUUCCCUGAAUGCUACGUCCGUUAUGCAGAGGUGGCUCUGCGCUACCAGGAUACGAUUGUUGGCCACCUUUAUGGGCACAUGAAUGCUGAUCACUUCUUCUUCAUCGAUGCUGAGAGUAUACGCGAGGAGCGCAACUCCACGCCCACACGUGGGGACCCUCACGAUGAAGGACGCAAGGGCCUGUACAAGACGUUACUGAGAGUCUUUGAGGACAUCAAGACACCGCACAAGAUCAGUUACGACGACUACGGGGUGGUGAACGUGUCGCCAUCCGUGGUGCCAAAUCCAUAUCUGCCUUCUUUUCGAAUAUUCACAUAUAACAUAACGGGCACCCCGUAUAUCCCAGCUGAUGUCAGGCGAGCAGGGACAUCAAUUGAGGCUGGAAGUGAUUCUGCUCGUAGCGAGGACAGACAAGCUGUGGAUUCAUCUGCGUGCCAGGAGCGCGACUCUUGGAGCCGGACAUGUAGGCUGUGGCAGCCUUGGCACUCUAGCCCUGAUUCGCCUUCUCGGACCAACACUCUUUGGUCGCCGCUGGGCUACGCUCAGUACUAUAUUCCCAGGUCCAAAUUGGAGGCGGGAGACAAGAAGCAUGCGCCGAAAUACAAGCUGGAGUACCUCACAUAUCCUGUGUCGGUGCUGCAUCCCCCCAGGGUCGCCGACACAGGAACGUUCUUGUACCCUAUACCCCUGCGCCACCUGCCGAAGUCACUUCGGAACGCCACCAUCACGAAGUCGAAGUAUGCCCCUUAUAGCUUGGCAGAUCUGACAAUCCCGUCGUGGACGGACCUCGCGCGACGGCUGGGAGACGUGACGGAAAAGAAGCUGCGCAAGCGGUUCAGACGGUUCAUGUACAUGGGAGGAGAGGAGGCGUAGAGAGAAUUGUGUAGGAUAGCGGAGAUGUGUACGCGGCGUGCGGAUUGUAUUCUUUUCGGAUGGAUCCAUUCUCAGAGGACAUUUCUGAUGAAGUUGGGAACACAAAGCCGCGGGCCGGGGGAAGAGCCGCCGCGGGGAGACGCCGGGCGUUGUGGUGGUUCGGGCAAAAAGAG
Laetiporus sulphureus 93-53 is the source of this 2037-nucleotide messenger RNA. RefSeq lists its product as uncharacterized. The transcript has 16 exons. Gene Ontology annotation, molecular function: exopolyphosphatase activity; endopolyphosphatase activity. Bases 170 to 1864 code for a protein of 564 amino acids. Gene Ontology annotation, cellular component: membrane; fungal-type vacuole. The record is from RefSeq and is a predicted model, not a curated record. Gene Ontology annotation, biological process: polyphosphate catabolic process. Lineage: Eukaryota; Fungi; Basidiomycota; Agaricomycetes; Polyporales; Laetiporaceae.